AUGCCGCGUGGACACGGACGACGACGCAGGAAAGAAGUCGAAGAAGAUUCCGCGGAGGCGGUGGAACGUGCGCAAAGAACAGUGAUCUUCUCCAAGACAAAGAUGUGCAAGUUCCAUAUCCUUGGAGCUUGUACAAAAGGCGACAGCUGCAAGUUUGCCCACCGCAAAGAUGAGCUGCAAGACCUUCCAGAUUUAGCGUGUACGAAACUUUGUAAGAUGCUGAUCAGCACAGGUUCGUGCGAUGAUCCGAAUUGCCGAUAUGCACAUAAUCGCGCAGAGCUCAAAGAAAUACCGGGAUUGCCCUCUCCGCUUAUGGACCAGCUACGGGAGACGGAGGCCUCUCAAUUGGCCGAUGCAGCUAAAGCUGCGGCCAAAGCUGCUGCAGAGAGCAACAACCCGCAGCGUCAGAGAAGCAACGAGGAAAUCCAGCGCAAACUGCGUCAGCAGCUGUCCUUGCUGGAGCAAACAACUAGCUCCAGUCAGCCAGCACAUGUAGCGCAGUCGACCAGAGUUCAGGAAGCUUCCAGUACUCUGCCAACCGGCUUGACACUGCAAGCAGUGCCAGCCACGCUUGCGCCUGGCGGCGAGGUCGCACAGCUGUUUCCGCUGCAGUUGGGCGGUGCUUUCCUGAGCCCGGCACCCUUGGACGGCGGACUUCUGGUUAAUUUGUCGAACAUGGUUGCUGCACAGGUACAGGCAGCACCUGCGGUGCCCUGGGCCACACCGUUGAUCGCAGCUCCCACACAGCCGGCGCCGAUUGCUGCCGGGUCCGGGACCGCCCCGGGAGCCCGGAUCUCUCCAAGGUCAGAAGCACCUCAACCUGCCAAGACCAAAGCUUUGCCCACGAAAGCAGGUUCCGCAAAGGCAUGCGCCACAAAGCAGGAGAAGCGCCAAGGGCACAAGUCGGCAUCAGGAGUUCUCGAACAGCAUGGGACCCAGACCCAGGCUGGGAAGGUCUUGUCGCUCGCAAGCGAGUUGCCCAAGCCGGACACCCAUCUGGGCGCCCAUCUCAAUGUCGACACGCGACUGCAAGAUCAAGUGCAGACGGCGCAGCAACUGCAGAUGCAGCUGCAGCAACAGCAGGAAAUACAAAGGCAACUGCGAACGCAACUGUCCAACCAAACUUCGAAGGAGAAGCGGAGCCAGGAGCCGAAGGCAAAGUCACCACAGCUCUGUCCUGCGACUCCAAGUCAAGAGCCCCGCAGCAACCAGCAGGUUUUGCAAAGCGAGUGGAGUGCUGCGGGCAGCUCACAUGAGUCGAACCCGCGGUUAGGGGUCAAGAGCACAACUUUCGAUGUGGAUGCCGAUACAUCGACUCCGACAGCUCCGUACCACCGCAUCAAUACGUGGAGCGGAGGUUUGAACGAACUGGAGGAGGACUUGCUGAACGAUCCUGUUCUCGAGCUUGGCCCACUGGACAAGGUGGAGCAAGCCACCCUUCAGCUUGGGCCCUCUCCAAGGCCACCGCAGAAGGAGCUGCUGCGUGGCCUCCAUUGUGUCCCGGAACACCAGCGUUUGAACGGGAUGGGUCGUCAGAUCUCCGAGUGCUCCGAGACGUCCGUGACGUCCACCGACACCCCCACGCGCACCGAGAAACGGCAUCAGGACACGCCGCUUGGGUGGGGAAGGAAAGCCGACAGCCGAGGGUCCUCGCCCUUCUCCGCGGUCCACGAAGCCCCCGAGCUUGAGGCCGCUUUGGUCCACCGCGUGUGGGCAUGGACAUUGGAUGACAUUUCGCAUGUUACCGCCAUGAAUGCAUCGACUGGCCUUCACAGAACGGGCUGCUGCUUCUGGAUUCAUGUUGCCGACAUUCGUGCCCGACAGAUGCCAUUUUCUUUUGAGGGAGGAGCUGGGACUAUUUCCAUUUAG
Messenger RNA from Symbiodinium necroappetens, 1869 nucleotides. The record is from the annotation of a GenBank genome assembly. NCBI's taxonomy places the organism in Eukaryota, Dinophyceae, Suessiales, Symbiodiniaceae.